Molecule: messenger RNA, 1311 nt
Organism: Drosophila sechellia
Lineage: Eukaryota; Metazoa; Arthropoda; Insecta; Diptera; Drosophilidae
Product: beta-1,4-glucuronyltransferase 1
Exons: 5
Coding region: 1-1293 (430 amino acids)
Biological process (GO): protein O-linked glycosylation via mannose
Cellular component (GO): Golgi apparatus
Molecular function (GO): glucuronosyltransferase activity
Source: RefSeq, a predicted model, not a curated record
AUGAUGUGCCACAUAUCAAACUGGAGUUCCCUGAAAAUAGUGCUGGCCUUUCUCUCGGUAAACAUCUUCUGGCUCCUGAAGCAUUCGGAUAUCGCCUAUGCGUUGCUCCAGCCGCUUAACAACAUAGACGGCUUCGUGGUCCCGAACAACUCCGCGUCUCUGGCCUUCGAUAACAUCGACUUGAGCUACGGCCGCUGGGACAACCAGCAGCUGUACAGGAUCAAGGAUUUUGCUCUUCUGGGCGAGCAGUACGUGUACUCCUCGGAGGGCAGCUUGGUGUGCCUGGCCACCCAGACUUCAGUGGAGCGCCUCAACUCGCUUCCCCAGGUGGCUGCCAAUUGGCAGGGCAAGAUGUCUGUGGCCCUGUUUGCAGCUGGGCCCGAGGAGUUUGUAGUCCUGCAAUACUUCGUUACCUAUAUGCGCCUGUGCUUCGCCAACAUACGCGAGAAUGCCACCUUUCACUUGCUCACGCCGAGGGACUUCGACAAGCUGCCCCGAGUAACCGAACUUCCCCUUAACAUGAGGGGCAAAUUCGACUGCCAGUACCCGGAUAGGACUCUCAAGGCCCUGCUCAAGUUCCGCUCCCUGAAGACCCUGCAGUGGCGACAGAGGAACACAUAUCCGCAGAAUCAUAUGAGGAACCUGGCACGCAAGGGGUGCCAGACGAAGUACGUCUUUCUCACCGACAUCGACAUUGUUCCCAGCACCAACAGUGUGCCCCAGCUGAACCACUUCUUGAGAACAGCCAAUUGCACGAAGAGUUGUGCCUACGUAAUCCCCACAUUUGAAAUAGACGUUAGGGCUACGUUUCCCCGCUCCAAGAAUGCGUUAGUGCGCCUGAUAAGGAAAGGACUAGCUAGGCCUUUUCACGAAAAGGUCUUCAUCUAUAACCAGUAUGCCACUAAUUUCUCCAAGUGGCUGUCCUCCAACACAAAUGAUACGGAAGUAUCCGUCAGCCAUAUCGUAACGAACUUUGAAUUCCUUUAUGAACCCUUCUACAUAUCAGUGGACAACGCACCAGCGCACGACGAACGAUUUCUGGGUUAUGGGUUCACAAGGAACUCGCAGGUUUAUGAGAUGCACAUUGCUGGCUAUCAGUUCUACGUCCUUUCUCCUGUGUUUACCGGGCAUUGGGGACUGCAGAGGAAGCAGGCCAGACCUGCUUGGCGGGAGCAACAAAAUAAUGCGAAUCGCCGGAAGUUCGACGUUUUCAAAAGCGAAAUAUUCGUGCGGUACAAAAACGAUCCACGCCUGCUGUUAAAGGCCAAAAAGAAUCAAAUCCUAGUAAAAUAAAUAAAAUAUUUCAAAUUA